UCCAGAGACCUCACCGCUCCCCGCCAUGGGUCUGGAGCUCUACCUGGACCUGCUGUCCCAGCCCAGCCGCGCCGUCUACAUCUUCGCCAAGAAGAACGGCAUCCCCUUCGAGCUACGCCCCGUGGACCUGCUCAAAGGGCAGCACCUGAGCAAGGACUUCACCCAGAUCAACAGCCUGCAGAAGCUUCCCACCCUCAAGGAUGGUGACUUUGUGUUGUCUGAAAGUGUGGCUAUCCUGAUCUACCUGAGCUCUAAAUACAAAACGGAGGAUCACUGGUACCCACCUGAGCUUCACAUCCGAGCCCGCAUCCAUCAGUACCUGGGCUGGCAUGGAGACCUUGUUCGAGGCACUUUUGGUGUGCCCCUGUGGGUAAAGGUGAUUGGUCCUAUCAGUGGGCACCAAGUACCAGAGGAGAAAGUGGAACGCAACAAAGAGCUCAUGGACAAGACACUGCAUAAGAUGGAGGAAUACUUCCUGGGCAACAAGCCUUUCCUUGCUGGCCAGGAGAUGACCAUUGCUGAUCUAAUGGCACUAGAGGAACUGAUGCAGCCCUUGGCUCUUGGCUAUGACCUGCUUGCUGGACAUAAGAAACUGGCAGCCUGGCGUAAUCGAGUGGAGACUUUCCUGGGUGCUGAGCUGUGUCAGGAAGCCCAUGGCCCCAUCUUGAAGAUAUUCCAACAAGUGACCAAUAAAACUAUCCCACCACCUCCCCCAGAAUUCUGCUCAAGGGUGAAGCUUCGUAUUGCUAGUAUUCCCUGAUGGUCAAGGAUGGGGGCUGAUGGUGGGGGGUACCAGGAAAUUAGCAAUAAAGAUGCAUACCAUUU
Suncus etruscus (white-toothed pygmy shrew) is the source of this 825-nucleotide messenger RNA. Its product is annotated as glutathione S-transferase theta-2B-like. Gene Ontology annotation, cellular component: cytoplasm. The transcript has 5 exons. The record is from RefSeq and is a predicted model, not a curated record. Gene Ontology annotation, molecular function: glutathione transferase activity. Lineage: Eukaryota; Metazoa; Chordata; Mammalia; Eulipotyphla; Soricidae. Bases 26 to 760 code for a protein of 244 amino acids. Gene Ontology annotation, biological process: glutathione metabolic process.